Messenger RNA from Cornus florida, 1230 nucleotides. Its product is annotated as patatin-like protein 1. NCBI's taxonomy places the organism in Eukaryota, Viridiplantae, Streptophyta, Magnoliopsida, Cornales, Cornaceae. The transcript is spliced from 7 exons. Gene Ontology annotation, biological process: lipid metabolic process. Bases 10 to 1230 code for a protein of 406 amino acids. Gene Ontology annotation, molecular function: glycerophospholipase activity; monoacylglycerol lipase activity. The record is from RefSeq and is a predicted model, not a curated record.
UACGUAUUAAUGGAGAAAACAACAUCAUCCAUACAAAUUAGACCUCCGUGUUAUGGGAAUCUUAUAACAAUUCUUAGCAUUGAUGGAGGAGGAAUUAGAGGAAUCAUUCCCGGAGUUAUCCUCGCGUACUUGGAAUCACAACUACAGGAGCUCGAUGGUGAGGAUGCAAGACUAGCAGAUUACUUCGAUGUGAUUUCGGGAACAAGCACAGGCGGUCUCAUUACGGCCAUGUUAACAGCACCAAAUGAAAAUAAACGACCUCUAUACGCUGCCAAUGAAAUAACGCCGUUUUAUCUUAAGCAAAGCCCUCAAAUUUUCCGACAAACAAGAGGAAUUUUUGCUUCGGUAAUGAAUCUAGUAAAAGCUUUAGUUGGACCCAAAUAUGAUGGGAAGUACCUUCACAAGCUGUUAAGGGGCAUAUUGGGGGGCACAAGGUUGCACCAGACCUUGACUAGUGUUGUUAUUCCAACGUUUGACAUCAAGAAUCUCCAGCCUACCAUAUUCAGCUCAUACCAGGUCACAGACGCUCCAAUCUUAGAUGCCUUAUUAUCAGAUAUAUGCAUCGGCACCUCAGCAGCGCCAACAUAUCUUCCUGCCUAUUCUUUUGAAAACCAUGAUCAACAAGGGAAUGUGAAAGAAUUUAACCUCAUUGACGGUGGUGUUGCUGCUAAUAAUCCGGCUUUGGUUGCUGUUAGUGAGGUGACGAAACAAUUGUUGAAGAAGAAUCCAGAUUUCUUUCCCAUGAAGCCCAUGGACUACGAUCGUUUUCUGAUUAUAUCAAUUGGGACGGGCUCACCCAAGUCCGAACAUAAAUACAAUGUUAAAAAAGCGUCCAAGUGGGGACUUGUUGGGUGGUUAUACAACAAUGGAUCUACACCGUUGGUAGAUAUUUUUAAUCAAGGAAGUGCAGAUAUGGUUGAUUUUCACAUUUGUGUGGUUGCUGAAGCUCUUCAUUCAGUAGAUAACUACCUCAGAAUCCAAGUUGACACUUUAAGCGGCGAUUUAGCUUCUGUUGAUGUGUCUACAGAGAAGAAUUUGGAAAAUCUUGUGAAAGUUGGUGAAGACUUGCUAACUAAAACAGUUUCGCGGGUGAAUGUGGAGACUGGUAGCUAUGAACCAAUUGAAAAUGGUGGCACUUACAAGGAAGCACUUACAAAGUUUGCAAAAUUACUUUCUGACGAAAGAAAGCUCCGACAGUCAAAGUUCGUGGACAUGAAAGAAACAAAAUAA